Molecule: messenger RNA, 594 nt
Organism: Pisolithus orientalis
Lineage: Eukaryota; Fungi; Basidiomycota; Agaricomycetes; Boletales; Pisolithaceae
Exons: 2
Coding region: 1-594 (197 amino acids)
Source: RefSeq, a predicted model, not a curated record
AUGGCUCCCCCCAAGGAACUUAGCAGACAUCAACUCUCGUCUCGCUUACAAUACCAGUCUCAAACACCCGCUUUCCUCCAAAGAUUUCAGAACAGAGUCCGAGGAGGUCAAGCUGAGGACGAGGACGAGCCUCAGUACUACGACGAUGGCUCAGGCCGACCGCCGAUUCCUAUUCGACCAGACAUCCCAGAGCGCCCCAACAAUGAGCGGGGAAGCGCUAGUGAGGAUGAUGAUGACGAAAGACCUCAGGUUGUUGUGCUGAAGGAAGGCAAACAUCUCACUGGGAGGGAAGCAGAGAACGAGAGGAGGAAAGCGAAGGGCCUUCCGUUACUGCCGACAAACGAGGAUCCACCGCAAAAGGAGGAUAAAGAACAGUCAACAGGAGAUAAACCAUCCGCAAAAACAAAACACACAACUAGCCUGUCUUUUUCGUCCUCUAGAGAAAAAUCCAGUUCAACCGCAAGUAAGGCCAAGCGGAAGAUCAUAACGGAUGAUAACGAAGGUGACGGUGGAGGCAGCCAACCGAAGAAAACUUCGAGAAAGAAAUCGAAGCGUGAGGGAAAGAGUCUUCUCUCAUUCGCAGAGGAUGUCUGA